UAAAGGAAAAUGCUAAAAUGCUUUAAAUGCUAAACUUUCUAACAUACUGCAGCAAGAGUUUAACAGGAAACACAAUUUUGGGUAGGAAGGCAUUUAACAGUGGAAGAUCAGAUGUGAAUCAAAAAGAAAAUGGAGAAGUUGCAGGAAGGAAGCUCACUGUGGUUUGUACACCAGGUUUUAAGAAAGAUUACCUAAUUGGAAAAAAGACUUGAGGAUGCUAAACUCAACAUCUUGAGAAGUGUAACUGAAAGCUCCUCUGGAACGCAUGCUUUCAUUUUAGUCCACAGUGUUGAAUCUUUCUUUGCAGAUGAAGAGAAGAGCACACUACAGAAAAUCAUGGAACCUCUUGGUGAAAGAGUCUGGAAUCACAUGUUGGUUCUGUUCACUGUUGGAGCUGAACUAGGAGAAACUCCCAUAGAGUUAUUCAUUGCAAGUGAAGGUGACGCUCUCCAGUGGCUCACUGAGAAGUGUGGGAACAGGUAUCAUGUUCUCAACAAUAAGAACUGUGGUGAUGGAUCUCAAGUCACAGAACUCCUGGAGAAGAUUGAGGAGAUGGUGGCAGAAAACAGAGGACAACCUUAUAAAAUAGACAGAGAGACUUUACAACAUGUGGAAGAGAAGAGGAGAGCAGAGAAAAGAAGGAUGAAGGAUCAGCAACUGGAAAAAAAGAGACUCUAGAGAGGGUUGAAAGAACAGAUCCUGUUCCCGCUAA
Messenger RNA from Labeo rohita (rohu), 712 nucleotides. RefSeq names its product GTPase IMAP family member 9-like. The coding region runs from base 337 to 678 and encodes 113 amino acids. NCBI's taxonomy places the organism in Eukaryota, Metazoa, Chordata, Actinopteri, Cypriniformes, Cyprinidae. The record is from RefSeq and is a predicted model, not a curated record. Gene Ontology annotation, molecular function: GTP binding. The transcript has a single exon.